AUGAAGUUUAUUUUAGAAAACAGAGGCAACACAUCUAGUGAAGCAGAUCAAAAUAUAGGACUUUUAGAUCAAUUUGUUUCUUCUAUUUGUUCAACAGUGAAACAAUUUUCUCCAUAUUAUCUACAUGUUGCUAAAAAUAAGAUUUUUUCAAUAGUAUCAGAAUUGGAAUUGGAACAAUUUAAGUAUACACAACCGCCAAUAUACUUGAAUACUUUUACAGAUCAGCCAUCAGUUCAACCACACAAUAACUUCCAAAACAUCAGCACAUCAAACAUCAACAGAAUAUGCAUUUCAACAACCUGUAGUUCAACCAUACAUUAA
Messenger RNA from Macrosiphum euphorbiae (potato aphid), 321 nucleotides. Lineage: Eukaryota; Metazoa; Arthropoda; Insecta; Hemiptera; Aphididae. The record is from the annotation of a GenBank genome assembly.